This is a messenger RNA of Gasterosteus aculeatus aculeatus (three-spined stickleback), 6527 nucleotides long. It is a transcript of the gene plcb4b, whose product is annotated as phospholipase C, beta 4b. Gene Ontology annotation, biological process: phosphatidylinositol metabolic process; release of sequestered calcium ion into cytosol; lipid catabolic process. Gene Ontology annotation, molecular function: phosphatidylinositol-4,5-bisphosphate phospholipase C activity; calcium ion binding. The record is from RefSeq and is a predicted model, not a curated record. NCBI's taxonomy places the organism in Eukaryota, Metazoa, Chordata, Actinopteri, Perciformes, Gasterosteidae.
UGCUCAACCCGAGGCGCACUCCUUCGCGCACGCAAACACACACACACACACACGCACGCACCCGCACAGGGACGCGCGCACACAUUUUUGGUGGCGGUGGCGGGGAUGCGCGUGCUGCAGCAGCCGGAGAGGGGAUCCUAAUCCGGAGUCUGCCAGGGCCGGUUCACUUCUCCACUGGAGGGCGAGUGGAACAACAUCACCGGGACACUCCGGCAGCGGGGUCGUAGGGGUGUGGGGGGGGAGGCGGGGAGACGCACACACGGACCGGACAGUCGGACGGGAGACGGGAGAGAGGAGGGCAGCUGGGAGACACACAGACGGAGACAACACAGAGAGAGAGAGAGCGAGAGAGAGAGAGAGAGAGAGGGUUGGGGGGGGGAACAGGACUCCUGCAAAGCAGCAUCUCUUUUUCCGCCGUGGGACUAAACCCGAGCCCGGUCCCCCGUCGCCGAAACCACGCCAAGGCAUGAGCUUCUCCCACUGAACGUUAUUGAUGCUGAACUGAGCGGUCCACUGCUGUCCUCUCCAGUGUUACCCCUCCCCUCAAUUCUUCUGGACCCCUGUCAGUCACCCGGUGUGUGAGCAGCCAUGACGAAAUCCUACGAAUUCAACUGGCAGAAGCACCUGCCCGAGUUCAUGCAGGAAGGCGCCUCCUUCGACCGGUUUGAUGAGGACCCGUUUGUCUUUGAGCCCAACUGUCAGAUGAAGGUGGACGAGUACGGCUUUUUCAUCUGCUGGAAGAGUGAGGGGAAGGAAGGUCAGGUUCUCGAGUGUUCCCUCAUCAACAGCAUCCGCGUCUGUGGCGUCCCAAAGGACCCCAAGAUCUUGUCGUCAUUCGAGGCCAUCGGGAAGACAGAGGCGGACCUGGAGGGCUGCAUCAUCUGCAUCUGCAGCGGCACCGACCUGGUCAACCUCAACUUCAUGUUCAUGGUGGCGGAGAGCCCCGACACAGCCAGGAAGUGGAUCGAGGGUUUGCGCUCCGUCAUUCACAACUUUAAAGCCAACAACGUCUGUCCAAUGACCUGCCUCAAGAAGCAUUGGAUGAGAAUGUGCUUCCUGACCAAUGUGAAUGGGAAGAUUCCUGUGAGAGGCAUUACUCGAACAUUUGCAUCAGGAAAAACGGAGAAGGGGAUCUUCCAGGCUCUGAAGGAUCUCGGCCUGCCGAGUGGAAAGAACGAUGAGAUCGAACCGUCAGAUUUCACCUACGACAUCUUCUACCUGCUCACACAGAAGAUCUGUCCCCGCACGGACAUAGAGGAACUCUUCAAGAAAAUCAAUGGGAACAAAACUGAUUAUUUAACUGUAGAUCAGUUAGUCAGCUUUCUGAAUGAAAAUCAGCGGGACCCUCGGUUAAACGAGAUCCUGUUCCCGUUCUACGACCCCAAGAGAGCCAUGCAGAUCAUCGAGAAAUACGAGAGGGACGAAGAGUUGAAGAAGAAAGCAUGCAUGUCCAGCGAUGGGUUCUGCCGGUACCUGAUGUCAGACGAGAACGCUCCAGUCUUCUUGGACCGGCUGGAGCUGUACCAGGACAUGGAGCAGCCCCUGGCCCACUACUUCAUCAGCUCCUCCCACAACACCUACCUGAACGGGCGCCAGUUUGGAGGAAAGUCUUCGGUAGAGAUGUACCGGCAGGUGCUGCUGUCAGGGUGCCGAUGUGUGGAGCUGGACUGCUGGGAUGGGAAAGGCGAGGACCAGGAGCCCAUAAUCACUCAUGGCAAAGCUAUGUGUACAGACAUCCUGUUCAAGGAUGUUAUCCAAGCCAUCAAAGAGACGGCCUUCGUCACCUCAGACUAUCCGGUUAUUUUGUCCUUUGAAAACCAUUGCAGUAAACCACAGCAGUACAAGAUGGCCAAGUAUUGUGAGGAGAUCUUCGGUGACUUUCUCCUCAAACAGCCUCUGGAAAACUACCCGAUUGAAGCGGGACGCCCCUUACCCUCUCCAAAUGACCUCAAACGCAAAAUCCUCAUCAAAAACAAACGCUUGAAACCUGAAGUUGAACAGAAGCAGCUAGAAGCCUUCAAGAAACACAUGGAGGCAGGAGAGACAAACACCCCCGCCAUCAUUAUGGGAGAAGAGAAUGAAGAGGACACAGAGAACGGAGAAAAGGAGGCGGAGGACAAGGACUUGAAUUCAGAGGCGGUCAGCAGUCUGUCAGAGGCGACCGCUGAGAAAGAGGCCAAUAGCGUCUCCAAGAGUAACGCCGUCAGCCUGACGAAAGACGAACGCAACAGCAUCAAGAAGGUGCCGGACGAUGAAGCCACGGAGAUGUCUGAAGCCACAGAAGCGACAGACGCCACAGAUAUCUCAGAAGCAUCUGACCAAGACAAUAACAAGAAGGCUGUAGAAGAGCCGGAGGACUCUGAAGAGGCUCUGAUCGCUCAGUACACUUACGUAGGAGCCACCACUAACAUCCACCCGUGGCUCUCAGCGAUGGUCAACUACGCUCAGCCCGUCAAGUUCCAGAGUUUCGAUGUGGCAGAGGAAAGGAACAUCCACCAUAACAUGUCGUCCUUUAACGAGUCCGUCGGUUUGGGCUAUCUGAAGACCAACGCCAUCGAGUUCGUCAACUACAACAAGCGUCAGAUGAGCCGUAUCUACCCCAAAGGGGGCCGGGUGGACUCCAGUAAUUACAUGCCUCAGAUCUUCUGGAACGCAGGCUGCCAGAUGGUCUCACUCAACUUCCAGACCCCAGAUCUGGCCAUGCAGUUGAACCAGGGAAAGUACGAGUACAACGGCUCCUGCGGGUACCUGCUGAAGCCCGACUUCAUGCGGCGGUCGGACAGGAUGUUUGACCCGUUCUCAGAGACUCCUGUGGACGGAGUAAUCGCUGCAACCUGCAGCGUACAGGUGUUCUCUGGACAGUUCUUGUCGGACAAGAAGAUCGGCACGUACGUUGAGGUGGACAUGUACGGGCUGCCGACCGACACCAUCCGCAAGGAGUUCCGCACACGUAUGGUGAUGAACAACGGAUUGAACCCGGCCUACAACGAGGAGCCCUUCGUCUUCAGAAAGGUGAUCUUACCGGAUUUGGCAGUGCUGCGCAUCGGCGUCUAUGACGACAACAACAAGCUGAUUGGCCAGCGCCUCCUGCCUCUGGACGGCCUGCAAGCCGGCUACCGUCACAUCUCGCUGAGGAACGAGGGCAACAAGCCGCUGUCGUUGCCCACCAUCUUCUGCCAAAUCAUCCUCAAGACGUACGUGCCCGACGGCUUCGGAGCCAUCGUGGACGCCCUGUCGGACCCCAAGAAGUUCUUAACCAUAGCGGAAAAAAGAGCUGACCAGAUGAAGGCGUUGGGCAUCGACACGAACGACAUAGCGGACGUCCCCAGCGGGAGCUCGAAGAACGACAAGAAGGGAAAAGGCAAAGGAGACACCGUGAAGGCCAGCGUGACUCCUCAGGCCAGCUCCGACAUGGCCCACACCUCCAACUCCGCCCAGAAUAACACGGCAGAAACCAAGAAAGAUAAUACACUGGUGCCUAAUGUCAGCAUCGACGACCUAAAACUGAUGAAGACGUACCUGAAAUUGAUAAAAAAGCAGCAGAAGGAGCUCAACAGCCUGAAGAAGAAACAGUCAAAGGACCAAACCACAAUGCAGAAGUCCCACUGCACCCAGGUAGACAAGAUGGUGUCUCAGCACGAUAAGGAGAAGACCACCCUGGAGAAGCUGUUGGAGAAGGCCAUCAAGAAGAGAGGAGAAAACAACUGCCAAGAGCUCAAGAAAGAGACGGAGGAUAAGAUCCAAACACUGGUCGCCGACCACAAAGUCAAGGUGAAGGACAUCACGGCGCUGCACACUAAGGAGUGGUCCGAGCUGCUCGGCGGCCACAGCGGCGAGGAGCAGGGCCUGAAGGACGCGCACGUCACGCAGCAGUGCGAACACCUCAAGAAGCUCCUGACCGCCGUGCAGGAGCAGCAGACCACGCAGCUGAAGCUCAUCCACGAACGGCAGAGCAAAGAGAUGCGCGCCAACCAGGCCAAGAUGUCCAUGGAGAACAGCAAAGCCAUCAGCCAGGACAAGUCCAUCAAAAACAAGGCCGAGAGAGAGAGGAGAGUACGAGAGUUAAACAGCAGCAACACCAAGAAGUUCCUGGAUGAGAGGAAGCGGCUGGCCAUGAAGCAUCAGAAGGAGAUGGAGCAGCUAGAGAAGAACCAGCGAGAGCAGUUGGAUAAACUGGAGAAGUUCAACGAGCAGCUUUUGAAAUCACACCAUGCAAACAAACAGGUUCAAGGCCAGGGACAUGCAGCAGAUGGUGAAGUUGGAGGAGGAGAUGGACCGCAGACCUGCCACGGUGGUGUGAGCGACUGACGCUGAGAGAGGAGAGCGCACGCACACACACACACACACACAAACGUUCACGCACAAACACUCUGCCGCAUAAAGCCCUCUACAACCCGCAGACAUUAACCCUGCCUGCAUCGCUAUGAGUAUUUCUAUCACACACACACACACACAGUGGCCCUCUGACCUUCACCUGGCGUCACGCCGCUGAGCCGUGGUGCUUAACCACGGUCACGGGGUUUAACCACUGAGACCAAAGUGAGAAAACACACAGUCACAUGUACCUUUCUAGAUGUUCUGUCAUCUUCAAUCUUCUCUGCAUCCUCACAAGCUGCAGCUAUUGUUGGACACGCCCACAGACACGCCCACAGACACGCGCAUUCACAGACUUUACUUUUUUUUUUUAAUUUUUAUUAUUGUCGAAGAAGUAGUUUGGAAGAGGGGAAAAGAAUACGUGUGAGAUUUAAUGUCAUGUCUGCACAAAUUAAUAAACUCUUUGUGAAAUACACUGUAUACUACACAGGGGUCCCGUCCUGAGCACCUCGUAUAGGCAUCAUAACCACGUGGAACAUGUAGCAGUGCACUACUGUAGGUUUUCUGUCUUCAGUAAGAAUGUAUUUAAAACUAAUAAUCAGCGUAUGAAGGACGAAGCCCGGAGCCACCGCGAUGAAGUUAUAUGACUUCUGUGUCCAUGUAAAAGCCAAAUAUAUAUAAAAGGCUUUUUAUUUUGCCGAGUCAGAAGACUAUAAAGGGAUCACGAUGGGAUGGAUGCUGGCUUUGUUCGUGGCCACUACGCAGUCAUAAACUUCUACUUGAAAGUGGCGUGACGGCCAUUUUGGGCUCAGUCGUGUAGACUAUGCAAAAAGAAAUCACGAUUCCCACCAGAGGUUAAAAGGUGUACAAAAUACAGAAAAGAGCGACCAAAAGGAGUAAAAAAAAAAAUGAAAAUAUGGUGAUAUAAUAAAGGGAACUAUCUGCAGUAAAUUCAAAGGUUAAGAUGGAUAGAAUGAAACAAAAUGAAUUGGCUCUUGAUUUGGCGCCCAGUAAUUCCACGGUAAUGCAUUGUGUCAUGUGACCAGACGAGAGCUUGAGAAGUCGCUCUCCCGCUCCUUAAAGGCAUUGACCAAGCAAAGUGCUCCCUUAAUAGCUCCUCGACUGCGCGGCAGCAGCCUCGGCUCUUCGUCCUCAGCUCUUCAUCCUCCUCGGGGACGUCGGACUGAAUGACGCCGCGUUUCUCACGACGCCGCGUCCGCCCGGGCCUGUGACCCCGAACCUGAUCCCCACCAGAGAAGCACCGUGGUGAAGGGAGAAAACAAAAAGAAAGUUCUAUUAUGAAGUAAUCCUUUUGAGUAUCGACACUUGUGCACAUAUGGUCCGGCACUAUCGUUGCAUGGCGCACCACUAACAACAACAACAACAACAACAACCAAAAGUGAUGGUUUAAAAACAUGGGGAUAAAAGCACCUUGAGGUAUUCGGGCCUUUCUGUAUUAUUCUGCUGUGUCCCAUCAAAGGGUAGACGGGCGGAUAUUGUAAAUACUGGAAUGUACGUAGACUGAUUUACUGUUCGACCCGCCGUGUUCUGUCAUAAAGGGCUCCGGGGACGCGGUGGCGCCGCUGGAUGUCGGGGGAAAGACAUUUAUCAAACCGCUGGGUUUCGUCUUUGUUCCGUUUGUCCCGGUUUUGUUUUUUUGUGCCCUCGUUGCGCCACACAACACAGUAUAACGCUCUCACCACAUAUCUAGUGCAGAGAUUAACAAGUAAAAAGUGCUUUUAAAUUUUAUUCCAUCGCUUUCAAAUGUGCCACUCGGUGUCUGUUAGGAUGGUAAAAUUAUUUUAUGAAUGACGAAAUGCCAAAUUAAGGGGUUAUUUAUAUGAAGAUAUAUAUAUAUAUAUAUAUAUAUAAAUGAAUAUAUAUAUUAGAUAUAGUGUAGUUUAAGAUUAUUCUGUUCGUUAGAGGCUUUUUUGCACUAGUUGAAUGUUUCUGUUAUGUGAUUAAAUGUAACCUUUGUCUCAGAAAAGCUGAUUAUUUUUGCAGUGCAAGUCACCGGUUUGAUUUCCUCAGUUUCUAUUGUAUCUCCCUCUUGUUUUCUAUUUGAACUGUAGCUCGUCAACAAACCAUCCUGUGCGUGUUUUUGUAUUUAUAUUGUAUUGUUGAACUCAAAGCAAUGAAAAUACUGUUGUUAUCCAGCUCCUUUAAUACUGUUUUAUAGUAUGUGUACCAAUAAAUCCAGGUGUAAAAUGGGA